Molecule: messenger RNA, 846 nt
Organism: Scedosporium apiospermum
Lineage: Eukaryota; Fungi; Ascomycota; Sordariomycetes; Microascales; Microascaceae
Exons: 4
Coding region: 1-846 (281 amino acids)
Source: RefSeq, a predicted model, not a curated record
AUGUUGAGGAUGUUUUUUGGUAAGGGAUUUUGCCUCGGAUUUAUGGCCGGCGUGGCUGCUAUAUUCCUGGCUCCUCACCUGCUGCUUGACCUCAGUAUCCUCUCCACGGCUCGCACUAGGUCUGGCAUUAUGCAACAUCUCGACAGCCGAGAGUGGCUUCAGAGAGGGCGGGAGGUGACAGACGACGAGCUCAGUCAGGGCGGGGAUCUAACGGGGCACACCCAUUCCAAAAGGAAAAUACUGAAAAUAGACUCGACAACGGUGGUGAAGCUCUCGCCGAAUCUUGACAUGGCCGAGGUUGACAAUCUCGUAUUCAUUCGCUCUCACACCACGAUACCGGUCCCUAGAGUAUUGAACGCCUACGAGAAGGAGGGAUGUCGGUACAUUGUCAUGGAGUUUAUUGAUGGAGAGAAUCUCAAGGGAGUCUGGCCAAAGCUUUCCGUUGAAGAUCGUGAAUCCAUAUGCUCCGAACUACAUGAGUACCUCUUUCAAAUGCGCAACAUCCCGGCACCAGAAGCCUUGAUCGGUUCUGUUUCGGGCGGCCCAGCCCCUGUUCACCAGGAUAUUUACGAAGCCAUGCAUCGGACAGACCACGAGAUUGUGUUCAGUCAUGGAGAUCUUGCAUUUCACAACAUAUUGGUUCGUGAUGGCCAUAUCGCCGCCAUUCUCGAUUGGGAAUACGCCGGAUGGUAUCCCGAACAUUGGGACUUUUGCCAGUCCCUCCAGUUCUUUGGGGGGAUAGACGAGCACUACCAGUUUGCCAAGAAGGCGUUUGGCAAAACAUAUCUGAGCGAGGCUUUAAUGGACAUGUGGUUCACUCGAGGGGUCAAGCAUGGCGGGUGGUAG